GGGCCCGGCCAGCUGCUGAUCCUCCCGGCUGACACGGGGCGGGGGGAGAGGGGCCUUAUAGGUGGAGUCCACCGCUGAGAAACAUCUAGCACAGGUAAAAGGGUGGCGGCGCGAGGGAGUUUCCAGCGGGAGCUUUCUUAGAGAAAUGAAGACUAAAGACAAAUAGCAAGGAGGGGCCACCUUGUGCCUUUCGGACGCGCCGGCAGCCCCACCCUCCUGCCGAGGGAAAAGCCCCUGGAGUGAGAGGCUGUGGCUUCAGAAAAGCUCUUCUCCCCGUGUUCCACCUUCUCUGCCUUUGGCUCCUCCGCCGCACGCGCCCCCGGAGCCUUCCCACCCGGAGCCCCGCCGCCUGCGCCGGCGACCUGAGCCCGUUGCGCUGCGCCCAUGGCGGCUGCCCGACCCGCGAGCUCCCGGGGAGGAGUCCUCCGCCCGCAGCUCCUGCUGACCCUCGCGAUCUUAACACUUGCUUGUGAUGCAUGUGAAGAAGCAGUACUUCAUGUGCCCUCUGAACUAGAAGCUGACAAAUUUGUAGGCAGAGUUGACCUGAAGGGCUGCUUUCGAUCUGCCAAUCUAAUUCAUUCAAGUGAUCCUGAUUUUAAAGUCUUAGAAGAUGGCUCCAUCUAUACAAGACAUUCUAUCACUUUGUCCUCAGAGAAAAGACAUUUUACAAUAUUGCUUUCCAACACUGAGAACCAAGAAAAUAAGGAAAUACUUGUCAUUUUAGUUCAUCAAACAAAGGUACUGAAGAAAAGACAUUCUACAGAAAUGGUUCUAAGACGUGCCAAGAGACGAUGGGCUCCUAUUCCUUGUUCAAUGUUAGAGAAUUCCUUGGGUCCUUUCCCACUCUUUCUUCAACAGGUUCAAUCUGACACAGCACAAAAUUACACUAUAUACUAUUCCAUCAGAGGGUCUGGAGUCGACAGAGAACCUAAAAAUUUAUUUUAUAUAGAAAGAGAUACUGGAAACCUGUUUUGUACUGGUCCUAUAGAUCGUGAGCAGUAUGAAUCUUUUGAGAUCACUGCUUUUGCAACAACUCCAGAUGGAUAUACUCCAGAGCUUCCACUGCCUCUCCUGAUCAGAAUUGAGGAUGAGAAUGACAACUACCCAGUAUUUACAGAAAAAGUUUAUACUUUUUCAGUUCUUGAAAACUGCAGGAUUGGUACUACUGUGGGGCAGGUAUGUGCUACAGACAAAGAUGAACCUGACACAAUGCACACACGCCUCAAGUACUCCAUCAUUGAGCAGAUCCCAGCGUCACCCACGAUGUUUUCUGUGCAUCCAGAUACAGGUGUGAUCACCACUACUUCAUCUCAGCUAGACAGAGAGUUACUUGAUAAGUACCAGCUAAAACUAAAAGUACAAGACAUGGGUGGCCAGUAUUUUGGCUUGCAGACCACUUCAAUCUGCGUCAUUAAUAUUGGAGAUGUCAAUGACAACUUGCCAACGUUCACUCGUAAUUCUUAUGUAACAUCAGUGGAAGAAAAUAGAAUUGAUGUGGAAAUCUUACGUGUUUCUGUUGAGGAUAAGGAUUUAAUUAAUACUCCUAACUGGAGAGCUAAUUAUACCAUUUUAAAGGGCAAUGAAAAUGGAAAUUUUAAAAUUGUAACAGACCCUAAAACCAAUGAAGGAAUUCUAUGUGUGAUUAAGCCACUGAAUUUUGAAGAGUUACAACAGGUGAUCCUGCAAAUCGGCGUCCUUAAUGAAGCCCCGUAUUCUAAAGAUCCUACUAUAAGAUCAGCCUUAAGCACAACAACAGUUACUGUUAACGUGAAAAACCUGGACGAAGGGCCUGAGUGUAGCCCCAGGGUGCAAACUGUUCAAAUUAAAGAAGAUUCACCAGUGGGAUUUGAAAACAAUGGCUAUAAAGCUUAUGACCCAGAAACAAAAAGUAGCAGUGGCAUAAGAUACAAGAAAUUAACUGAUCCAAAAGGUUGGGUCAGUGUUGAUGAAAACUCGGGAGCAAUCAGAGUUUUCAGAAGUCUGGACAGAGAGUCAGAGACCAUCAGAAAUGGUAUAUAUAAUAUUACAGUUAUAGCAUCUGACCACGAUGGAAGAUCAUGUACUGGGACAUUGGGAAUUAUACUUGAAGACGUGAAUGAUAAUGGCCCCAUCAUCCCUAAACAGACUGUGACAAUCUGCAAGCCUGUCAUGUCAUUUGCGGAGAUUGUUGCUAUUGAUCCCGAUCAUCCGGUGAAUGGUCCACCCUUUAGCUUCAGUUUGGAGAGUCCCUCUAACUUAGAUGAAUCAAGAAAGUGGAGACUGACAAGAAUUAAUGAUACAGCAGCACGUCUUUCCUAUCUGAGUGACCUUCCAUUUGGAGCAUACACAGUACUUAUCAAAGUUACAGAUAGACAUGGCCUAUCAGCUAUCACACCAGUAAACGUUCGGAUAUGUGAUUGCAUUACUGAAAAUGACUGCACACUUCGCGCAGAUCCAAGAACCGGCAGUGGAGAAAUAAAGCUUGGAAAGUGGGCUAUUCUUGCAAUAUUGCUGGGCAUAGCAUUACUGUUUUGUAUCCUAUUCACCUUAAUCUGUGGCACUGUUAGGAGUCCUAAAGAAACAAAAGUAAUUCCUGAUGAUUUAGCUCAACAGAACCUCAUUGUGUCAAACACUGAAGCUCCUGGUGAUGACAAAAUGUAUCCCACAAAUGGCUUCACUUGUGCAACCCAUACGGUGGGCAGCGUGGCUCAUGGAGUUUGUGGCCCCGUGGGAGCAGGAGCAAGAAACGGUGGGCAGGAGACUAUCAAAAUGAUGAAAGGAGGACAGCAGACCCUGGAAACCUUCCAAGCGGGUGGACAUAAUCACACUCUGGACUCCUGCAUGGUCGGUGGACAGCACACCCUGGAUUCCUGCAAGGGAAGGCAUGUGGAGGUGGAGGACUGUAGACUGACUUACUCCGAGUGGCAAAGUUUCACCCAACCCCGUCUUGGUGAAAAGGUACAGCUGUGUAACCAGGAUGACAAUCACCAGCAUGCUCAAGACUAUGUUCUGAAGUAUAACUAUGAAGGAAGAGGCUCGGUGGCUGGUUCUGUAGGUUGUUGCAGUGAACGACAAGAAGAAGAUGAACUUGACUUUUUAGACCAUUUGGAACCCAAGUUUAGGUCACUAGCAGAAGCAUGCGUAAGGAGAUGAGUGUACUCUAGUGGCCAAUAAAAAAACAAUGGCCUUUUCACCUUUUUUUUUUAAAAUGACAAUCUAGGAAAUUGAAAAAAAAAUCUAUAUAUAAAAAAGGUUCUGUCUAGAAUUCUCUCCCCCUUUAUUUUGAUGAGCCGGCUUCAAUCAAGUGCAUAUUUAGAGAGAUUCUCUAAAAUAAGCAAAUUUCCCAGUGUUGGCAUAGGUUUUAGUUAUUUAUCUCUCACCCAGGAGUAACUAAAAUUGAAAAAACAGUCAUUGUUAUUUACAUAUGAGUAUAAUUAUAAUAAUAGCCAAUUUAUUGUGUGAUAAAGUAUGAUCAAUUCAAAUCACUAUCAUGGAUAAGUAAUAGAAAAAUUAUUGUUUGUUGUUGUCAAUUUCUAUUACAACUAAUAGAAAAUCCCCAACUAAUUGAAUUUUUAUGUGGUACUUGAAAACUGUUGUUCUACUGAACAUUCUAAUAUAUAUGUCUUUUAUUCUUUAUAACUUAUCUUCAUGAUAAAGGAGAUUUCCAAGCAGGCAAUGAUUGUCAUUUCAAUUCCAUUUUUAUAGUGGAAUUUUUAUUCCAUUUUUUAGCUUCUAGGUUAUAGUCUAUAUGAGAUACUGUACUGUAUGUACAUUUCCUCUGCUAACUAACUUGUUGGUGAAAUCCAAGUUUGAAAUAUGCUUUGAGAAUGUAUUUUUACUUAGUCAAGGCUUUAUUUUUCAGUGUCUCCCCUUCCCUUCUUCAGUCUUCUCCCUUCUAUCCUCUCAUUUUUAACAUUCCUAUUUAGGUUUGAGAACUUAAUAAUAAAAAAAAAAUCUCUUCUACCAUAAUUAUUCUGUCUCUGUUUUAAGUAAGCAUGAGCAUUUUGGGGUUUUAUUAAAAUCAAUGUAAUGUUCACCUCAUUGUUUCAGAUAUCUUAGGAAUUAUUCUACUUUGUCCUCAACAAAAACUCUUAAUUUUGUCCCUGAAACUGUGGAAAUAUGUUACAUUUUGUUAACUGCAGCCUUUUGUACUAACAGAAGAAAUAAUGAAAUUAAAAUUGGGAACUGCAAAUUCAGUGGAUAAUAAUAGCAUAUUUACAGGUAAUAGCUUUAAUACAGCGAUAAAAUUCAAAAGUAAAAAUAAAACAUGAUUUUUUUUGAUAGAGGUCUUGUGGAAAAUAUCCAGGAAUAACUAGUUAAGAAAUUUUUAGAUGAAAAGGCUAGUUUUAUCUGUGCAUUUGUAAAGUUAUGUUUAAUAGCUAAUUAUUUUUUAGGAUAAAUGUUUUAGAAAAUAUAAGAAUGGGCUAAAAAUCUUUUAAUUUUGAAAUAAGAUAAAACUGCAUGUAUAGCUAACUAAGCUCCUAGUCAGGCUCCACAGUUAAAUUCAGUCAAUGAGUUUCCUGUGUGAAUAACAGCCAUAUAGAUAUUUUAAAUAUGUCUAGUAUUAUGAUUGUUAAUAAUAUACCUAUCUUGAAUUCACAAAGUGACUUUCAACAAUUGGCUUUACAGAUUAGUGCUAAGUACUUAAUAAGCAGUUCACAUUUUCAACUGUUUCAUUACUAUUUAAUGAAAACUGGUAUUUCUUAAAGUUAAUUUUAAUAAACUAUGUACAUAAUUCUUGUUUAUUAUUACUUACGAUAAAGUAAAUCAAACACUUUUAAAAACUAGUGUUGUUGUGUUUUUUUUAAUGUAUGUACCUGUCAUGAUUUAAAGGGGUUGUAUUUGUCAUCCUUAGAGAAGUAAUUUUUUUUCUAGAAUCUGCUACAGUUUUUAGACUUUUAGGGUUUGACUUGGAGUGACUUAAUCCAUGCUGUCACCAUAUUUACAUAAUUGUACUAGUGUAAAGACAGAUGCCAUGCUAUACUGGCUGAGUAGGCUAAUUUCUCUGUGUGGUUUUCUCAUCAUAAAAUGGGGAUAAUAGAACUCAUUUCCUAGUGUUGUAAAACAUUUGAAUAAAAAAUGGGUUUUUAAGCCUGAA
Erinaceus europaeus (western European hedgehog) is the source of this 5077-nucleotide messenger RNA. It is a transcript of the gene DSC2, whose product is annotated as desmocollin 2. Bases 385 to 3132 code for a protein of 915 amino acids. Gene Ontology annotation, biological process: homophilic cell-cell adhesion. The record is from RefSeq and is a predicted model, not a curated record. The transcript has 16 exons. Gene Ontology annotation, cellular component: plasma membrane; desmosome. Lineage: Eukaryota; Metazoa; Chordata; Mammalia; Eulipotyphla; Erinaceidae. Gene Ontology annotation, molecular function: calcium ion binding.